Myotis daubentonii (Daubenton's bat) is the source of this 1674-nucleotide messenger RNA. It is a transcript of the gene NHLRC1, whose product is annotated as NHL repeat containing E3 ubiquitin protein ligase 1. Gene Ontology annotation, biological process: protein polyubiquitination; proteasome-mediated ubiquitin-dependent protein catabolic process. Gene Ontology annotation, cellular component: nucleus. The record is from RefSeq and is a predicted model, not a curated record. Gene Ontology annotation, molecular function: ubiquitin protein ligase activity; protein binding. Lineage: Eukaryota; Metazoa; Chordata; Mammalia; Chiroptera; Vespertilionidae.
CCCGGGCGGCGCCGGGGCGGUGUUCAGCCCCGCGGGCUGGCGCGGCGGGAGCACCACCGGCUGCGCGAUGGGUGCCGAGGCCUCGGGGAGCGGGCCGGCGCUGCGGGAGCUCCUGCGCGAGGCCGAGAUCAGUCUGCUCGAGUGCAAGGUGUGCUUUGAGAGGUUCGGCCAUCGCCAGCAGCGGCGCCCGCGCAACCUGCCCUGCGGCCACGUGGUCUGCCUGGCCUGCGUGGCCGCCCUGGCGCACCCGCGGACGCUGGCACUCGAGUGCCCCUUCUGCCGGCGAGCCUGCCGGGGCUGCGACACGAGCGACUGCCUGCCGGUGCUGCACCUGCUGGAGCUCCUGGGCUCCGCCCUCCGCCCCGCCCAGGCCGCCCACCGCGGCGCCCCCGGCGGCCCUGGGCCGCUCACCUGCCACCUCGCCUUCGGCGGCUGGGGGACCCUGGUGAACCCCACGGGGCUGGCGCUGUGUCCCAAGACGGGGCGGGUCGUGGUGGUGCACGACGGCAAGCGGCGGGUCAAGAUCUUUGAUUCCGGGGGAGGAUGCGCGCACCAGUUUGGAGAGAAGGGGGACGCCGCCCAGGACAUUAAGUACCCCCUCGAUGUCACCGUCACCAACGACUGCCACGUGGUUGUCACCGAUGCCGGCGACCGCUCUAUCAAAGUGUUCGAUUUUUUUGGCCAGAUCAGGCUCGUCGUCGGAGGCCAGUUCUCCUUGCCUUGGGGCGUGGAGACCACCCCUCAGAAUGGGGUCGUGGUAACUGACGCGGAGGCAGGGUCCCUGCACCUCCUGGAGGUGGACUUUCCAGAAGGGGUCCUCCGGCGAACCGAGAGGUUGCAAGCGCAUCUGUGCGGUCCCCGAGGGGUGGCGGUGUCCUGGCUCACAGGGGCCAUUGCGGUCCUAGAGCGCCCCCUGGCGCUGGGGGCCGGGACCUGCGGCACCACGGUGAAGGUGUUCAGCGCCACCAUGCAGCUCAUUGGCCGGGUGGACACCUUCGGGCUGAGCCUCUUCUUCCCCUCGGAAAUCACGGCCUCCGCUGUGACCUUCGAUCACCAGGGGAACGUGAUCGUCGCCGAUACGUCCAGUCACGCUGUCCUAUGCUUAGGAAAACCCGAGGAGUUUCCCGGACCGAAGCCCGUCAUCACCCACGGGCUUUCCCAUCCUGUGGCACUGACCUUCACCAAGGAGAAUUCUCUUCUUGUGCUGGACAGUGCAGCCCAUUCUGUGAAAGUCUAUAAGGUUGACUGGGGAUGAUGGGCGUGGUGAGGAUUCUGGGGCUUGGAACCAGAAGCCCUGGAGCGGCCACUCAUGAAUUGUUUAGCCCUGGAUGCAUUAUUUAGUCUCAUCUAUCCAAUAGGGAUCAUUAUCACUGCCUGGCAGACUUACAGAGGGUGAGGCAAUUAUUAAAGAAUAUUAAUGAAAUCUACCGUUUAUUGGAUAUGUACUUCAUGUGCUAAGAAUAGUUUUUAAGAUAUUAGCUCAUUUGAUCCUUAACAGCUACCCAGUAAGGUAAUUUAUAUUAUGAAUCCCGGUUUAGAGAUGAGAAAACUGAGACCCAGGGAGCUGAAGCGACUUGCCCAAAGUCACACUUACUUACUGUGACAAUCACCAUUGGAACGCAAUUCUGACCCCCAAACACUUUCCCUUAAAUGAUAUAACAUGUGUGGGGAAAA